Messenger RNA from Manis javanica (Malayan pangolin), 4357 nucleotides. It is a transcript of the gene ZMYM1, whose product is annotated as zinc finger MYM-type containing 1. Gene Ontology annotation, molecular function: protein dimerization activity; zinc ion binding. The record is from RefSeq and is a predicted model, not a curated record. Lineage: Eukaryota; Metazoa; Chordata; Mammalia; Pholidota; Manidae.
AAGGAUAGUUUCUCUGACUAGAACUCCGCUUGAUCCAUAGCUACCUAACACCCAGCCAAACACGCGUGCGCACCUCUAGUGUCCGCCUUUCCCGUCAUGCUCCGAAGGAAUCUGGAAACUGUUCCCCAAGAAGAAACCAUUAGUUUGGACCUGGAGGAUUCCUUUGCCUCAGAUACUAAGAUGAAAGAAUCACCGAUAGAUGGUGAAGGUGACGACAAGGCAGGGGCACCACACCUGGGGCAGCUAGAUGAAAUUAAGACGGAACCUGACAAUGCUCAGGAGUAUUGUCAAGCCCAACCGCCCAAAACUCAGGAGAGUGAACUGAAAAUAAACACUACAUUUUCAGACAGUGCUUCACAGUUGACUGCAGGCAUUCAGCUUUCUCUGACAUCAUCUGGCGUGAAUAAAAUGCUUCCUUCAGUUUCAACCACAGCCAUUCAGGUUUCCUGUUCCGGCUGUAAAAAAAUCCUUCAGAAGGGCCAGACAGCUUAUCAGAGGAAAGGGUCUACUCAGCUUUUCUGUUCCACACCGUGCGUCACUGAAUACAUUUCAUCUGCCAAUUCACCAGCUCUUCCCAAGAGAACUUGUUCAAACUGCUCCAAAGACAUUUUAAAUCUAAAAGAUGUGAUCAGUGUCCAGCUGGAAGAUAAUACCUCUAGCAAAAAUUUUUGCAGCCAAUCUUGUCUUUCAUCAUAUGAAGAAAAAAGAAAACCUUUUGUCACUGUAUGUACUAAUGGCAUUUCAAUCAAGUGCAGCAUGUGUCAGAAGACUACUGUCAAACCAGCUAAAACACUUACAUCUGUUCUUUGCAAAUCAUUGAAGUCCUCAGAUGAAAUGAUUGAAACCACCAGUGACUUGGGGAAGACAGAACUAUUCUGCUCUGUUAAUUGUUUGUCUGCUUAUAAUAAAGCUAAGAUGGAAUCUUCUACUGUCAAUGUUUCCAUGGUGCAUGAUGCUUCAACAGAGCUCCCUUCUCCAAAGAAAGAUACGACUCCAGUUAUAAGCAAUAUAGUGUCGUUGGCAGAUACUCAUGCUGCCCUGCCUGUCAUGAACUCUGACGUCUUACAAGCAGGCACAGUUUCUUCAGUAACAGCAAAUAUCAUUGCAGAUAUUUCUAAGAGUUCACCCAGUGAAUCAAGUAGUGGUGGUGUUAAUAGUGUAGAACAACCAGACCUUUCACCGUCAUCAUCAAUACCCAGUCAACAUACAGUUGGCUCCAGUAUAGAAGUACAAAAAGAUCAAGUGCCAAACCAAGAUGCUGCAUAUACUAUGAAAUCUAUGAAAAUAAAUGAUGGGCUAUGUCACCCAAAAUUUACGUCCAAAGUACAAAAAGUUAAAGGUAAAUCACGAAGUAUUAGAAAAUCUUGGUGGUCAAAUUUUCAGCAUUUGGAAAACAGUGUUAAAAAAGAUGUGACAUUCUGUUAUUCAUGCCAGUUGUUCUCCCAGAAAAAUUUUAGCUGUGAAGGAGAGUCAUUUGCAACCCAAGAAAUUUCUAAUUGGAAAAAAACUCUGGAAAAAUUCAGAAAGCAUGAAAAAAGUGAAAUGCAUCUGAAGUCAUUGCAAUUUUGGAGGGAAUACCAAUUUUGUGAUGAAGCUGUCAAUGAUAAUUUAUCUAUUCAUUCAAAACAGAUUGAAGGAAAUAAAAAGUACCUAAAGCUUAUAAUUGAAAAUAUUUUAUUUCUUGGAAAGCAGUGUUUACCCUUAAGAGGAAACGACCAGUCUAUUUCAUCUGUGAAUAAAGGCAAUUUUUUAGAAUUGUUAGAAAUCAGAGCAAAAGAUAAAGGAGAAGAAAUAUUUCGACUUACGAAUUCACAAGUUGACUUCUAUAAUAGUGCACAGAUUCAAAAUGAUAUUAUUGAAAUUAUAAAGACUGAAAUGUUGCAAGAUAUUGUGAAUGAGAUCAAUGUCUCCUCAGCUUUUUCAAUAAUAUGUGAUGAAACAAAUGAUAGUACCACUAAAGAACAGUUUUCAAUUUGUGUAAGAUACCCACAAAAAACAGCAAAAGCUAUCUUAAUUAAAGAGAGAUUUUUGGGUUUCAUAGAUGUUGAAGAGAUUGCUGGGGCCAACUUACAUGGGACUAUUAGAACAUACCUACAGCAUAUUGGAGUGGAUUUGAGUAAAAUUUGUGGCCAGGCCUAUGAUAGUACCACUAAUUUGAGGGGAAAAUUUAAUAAAAUUGCAGCAGAAUUCAAGAAGGAGGAGCCAAGAGCUUUAUAUAUACAUUGUUAUGCACAUUUUUUGGAUUUAGCAGUAAUUCGUUUUUGCAAAGAAAUAAAAGAACUACGAAGUGCUUUAAAUACUCUCAGUUCUUUGUUCAACACUAUUCAUAUGUCUGGGGAACUAUCUGCAAAUUUUCGAAAUAUUUGUAAGCUAAGUCAGAACAAAACAUGCAAAAAACAUACAUCACAAUCAUGUUGGACAGUCCAUGAUCGUACAUUACUAUCUGUGAUUGAAGGUCUUCCAGAGAUUAUUGAAGCACUGGAAGUUUUAUCAAGCCGUUCUUCAAACGCAAGUUUGGCUGAUGAAUUGAGUGAUCUGUUGACAUUGGUUUCCAAAUUUGAAUUUAUAUUUUGUUUGAAAUUUCUUUAUCGAGUACUAAGUGUUACAGGAAUUCUUUCUAAAGAGCUUCAAAGUGAAAUGAUAGACAUUUUUUCUUUGUCUUCAAAAAUAGAAGCAAUUUUUGAAUGUUUAUCAUCUGAAAGAAAUGAUGUCUAUUUCAAAACUAUCUGGGAUGGAGCAGAGGAAAUAUGUCAAAAAGUAACAUGUAAAGGUUUUGAAGUUGAAAGACCAUCUUUUCAGAAGAGAAGAAAAAUCCAGAAAACAAUAGAUCUUGGCAAUGCAGACAGUAUGGUUUUUCCUACCUCAACAGAAGAACAAUAUAAAAUUAAUAUUUAUUACCAAGGAUUGGAUACUAUCUUACAAAAUUUAAACUUAUGUUUUUCAGAGUUUGAUUAUUGCAAAAUGAAGCAAAUUUCAGAACUAUUACUGAAAUGGAAUGAACCCUUAAAUGAAACAACAGCCAAACACAUCCAAGAAUUCUAUAAACUUGAUGCAGACAUCAUCCCAGAACUUAGAUUUUAUCGACAAUAUGCAAAGCUCAACUUUGUCAUAGAUUAUGAUUGUAUCACCUUCAUCGAUCUUGGCUACUUAUUUAUUCAGCAUGGUCUUCACAAUAAUAUUCCUUGCAUAUCAAAGCUAUUAUAUAUUGCUUUGUCUUGGCCAGUUACUUCAGCAAGUGCCAAAAAUUCAUUUUCUACACUGCCUCGUCUUAAAACAUAUUUAUGUUGUGCUCUUGGACAAGAGAAACUUAGUGGCCUGGCCCUAAUGGCUAUUGAGCAGGAAUUGGCAAAUAAACUGAUGGAGCCUGAAAGACUCAAUGGAAUUGUGGAAAAGUUUAUCCAUCAGACAAAAGAAAUAUAACACUUGCUAAUUUGAAUCUAUCUAAAAGAAUUUUAUUUUUCUGUUGGGAUGUUACAGUUUUUAUUUCAAAAUUGUCUUUUCAGACAUUUUUUUUUCAUCAGAACAUGUAACAUUCACUUGGUUCAAAAUUCAAAAAACAGAAUGAUAAUACAGUGAAAGUCUCCUUCCCUUUUUUAGUACCCAUUUCCCUCUCCCUGAAGUAUUAACCUGUUACUCAAAUAUCUUUGUAGAGAUAUUUUUCCUAAGUGGUACUCCACAAUGCACAGUAUUCUUCAACCUGUCUUUUCCACUUAGCAUUAUGCUCUUGAGAUCGUUUCAUAUCAGUACAUAGCUUUCUUGAUUCUUUUUUUACAACUGUAUAAUGUUUCAUUGUAUGGAUGGACCAUAAUUUUUUGAGCAAUCCCUGUUGACAAACAUUUUACUUUCCAUUCUUUUGCUUUUAUAAAUAAUGCUGUAUUUAGUAACCUUGUACACAGGUUACACUGCACAUGAGUGAGUUACUGUAACAGAAUUUUAAAUUGGAAUUACUGGGUCAGAAGACUUGCACAUUUUUCUUUUUGAAUGAUAUUGGCAAAUUGCUUUCUGUUAGGAUUGGGCCAGCUUACAGUCCCACCAAAAAUGUGUGAGCAUGCUUGUUUCUUUGAGUCUUCAUAAACAAUGUUAAUCAAACAUUUUGAUUUUUGCCAGUCCGUUUGUUGAAUAAUGGUGUUUUAAUAUCUGUGGAGAUAAAAUCACAGUGGAAUUUUGUACUGGUUAUUAAGACUAAGUUUGGUUAUUGCUUGAGCCAUUUGUAUUUCCUUUUCUGUGCACUGUCACACUUAAGCAUUAAAACUGUAAAUAUUGCUGUUUGGGUUGACACAAUGGCUAGUUAACACAAUAGGAAUUCUUAAUAUACUUUAUGAAAAUAAAUAUGACUAGUUUUCAAAUAACCCUGAAA